This is a messenger RNA of Centropristis striata (black sea bass), 1688 nucleotides long. It is a transcript of the gene ube2j2, whose product is annotated as ubiquitin-conjugating enzyme E2, J2 (UBC6 homolog, yeast). The record is from RefSeq and is a predicted model, not a curated record. The coding region runs from base 166 to 951 and encodes 261 amino acids. The transcript is spliced from 7 exons. NCBI's taxonomy places the organism in Eukaryota, Metazoa, Chordata, Actinopteri, Perciformes, Serranidae.
UUUUCUACCACAAAUGAAGAAGGAAACCGGAAGCGUCGUUUUUCCUCCUGCUGGCGAUAGCUAAAGCUACGUCGGUGUCAUCGUCUUAUCAGUUUAACAAGAGAAACAACCGCCUUAUUUCGUGUCCAGCCACGAAUACCUUGUUUCACUGGAGUCUCUGGAGAGAUGAACAACAACGGGAAUAAGAGAGCUCCAACCACAGCCACUCAGCGACUUAAGCAGGAUUACCUCAGGAUAAAGAAAGACCCUGUGCCUUACAUCUGUGCAGAACCUCUCCCCUCCAACAUCCUAGAAUGGCACUAUGUCGUCAGAGGUCCUGAGAAAACUCCAUAUGAAGGGGGAUAUUAUCACGGAAAACUCAUAUUUCCUCGAGAAUUCCCUUUUAAACCUCCAAGUAUCUACAUGAUAACACCAAAUGGGAGAUUUAAGUGUAAUACAAGGUUAUGUUUGUCAAUCACAGACUUCCAUCCAGACACGUGGAACCCAGCGUGGUCCGUCUCCACCAUCCUCACAGGUCUGCUCAGCUUCAUGGUGGAGAAAGGCCCCACUCUUGGCAGCAUUGAGACCUCUGACUACACAAAAAGACAGCUGUCAGCCCAAAGCCUGGCCUUCAACCUCAAGGAUAAAGUGUUCUGUGAGCUGUUUCCUGAUGUAGUCGAUGAGAUGAAGCAGAAACAGAAAGCCCAGGAAGAAUUAAGCGCGCGCACUCAGCCCCUCCCCUUACCCGAUGUGGUGCCUGACGGUGACCCUCAGCACGCCCACUACGGCCUCCCUGCCCUCAACGGAGGGCCCGUCCCCCUUGGGGGCGCCAACCCCGCCCCCGGCCUGCAGCAGGCCAAUCGCAACCAUGGACUUCUAGGUGGGGCUUUAGCCAACCUGUUUGUGAUUGUAGGCUUUGCGGCGUUCGCCUACACAGUCAAGUACGUGCUGAGGAGCAUAGCCCAGGAGUGAGAGGAGCCGGUGUUGAAGGGCGACGCUCCCCCCUCUAGUGGACUUCUACAAACACACUACGUGGGGGAGGGAUGAUCAGUCCUGGGUUAAACCCCUCCACGACCACCACAACCACCACCACCACCAUGGACUUUGGAAGACAGAAUCUCAAAGCCAACCCACCUCAGAAGGAUUGAGAGGAAGAGGAGGAGGAGGAGGUGGGGGAGUGGCAGUAGGGCCGGGGGAUUGGAGGGGCUUAUUAAAACGGUUGUGAUCCACUCUGUGCUCUAGUGGUUUAUGUUCAGCAGUAGGAACAAACUUGGCUCAUGGGUUGUGGAAAAGUGUAGCACUAAGGACAUGGUUUGUUGCACUGUGCUGGAGGCAGGUCACAACAGAAAGAUGCUAAAAUGCACCUUUGUUCUCCUGCAUCAUGAACAUUACUAAUAAAAGCUUGUCUCUUAAAAUGGUAAGUAGAUAAUUCUUGAAGCAGAUUUCCCCCUGACCAUCACUUCAACAAGAAAUAUUUCCCUCUGCAGUGUUUCCUGGUCGUUCAACAGGUCAUAGAGACUCUGCAGACUGUGACAUGAAGAUGUUGCUGCGCUGAACCUUUUUUACAAUUCAAAAGAAAGGAGUGCCACAAGAAUUAUAUAGCUAAAUAAUGUUGGCAUUGCAGUCUGUUUUUCCACUCAGCGUUCUGAUUGAUGCCUUUCCAUGAAAUAACCCUACGGCAUUGGGUUUAAUCCAGCGCAGCGCAAGAA